This is a messenger RNA of Symbiodinium pilosum, 635 nucleotides long. The record is from the annotation of a GenBank genome assembly. Lineage: Eukaryota; Dinophyceae; Suessiales; Symbiodiniaceae.
GUAGGCUACACUGAUGGUGGCGCCCUCACGGAGGCGGUACGUCGGCGGCCCUACUCCCUGGUCCUCUUCGACGAGGUGGAGAAAGCACAUCCAGAUGUCUUCAACGUCCUCCUGCAGCUCUUGGACGAUGGCAGGCUCACGGACUCCAGAGGCCGAGUUGUCUCCUUUGCCAACACUUUGGUCGUCAUGACCUCAAACAUCGGAAGCAGGUCGGUGCAAAAGUCUGCGGCUGGUGGUUUGGGCUUGGGUUUCGGCGUUGGCGAGGAUGAAGAAGAGGACAAGUACAGCAAGGUAAAGGAGCUGGUCCACGAGGAGAUGAAGAGCUUCUUCAGGCCCGAAUUUUUAAACAGGCUCGACGAGGUCAUCGUCUUCCGCCCCCUGAGAGAAGAUGAUGUGAGGGCUAUCGCAGAGGUGGAGUUCAAGAAGGUGCUCGCCAGGCUAGCUGACAAGGACCUUGAGGUCACUCUGUCGAAGAGCUUCAAGGAGCAAGUCAUCAAGGAAGGCUACGACCCCGCCUACGGUGCAAGGCCGCUGCGCAGGGCUAUCACGCGCAUGCUGGAGGAUACGCUGGCUGAGCACCUCCUGGAAAGCGCAGCAGCAUCGCGGAAGGGGAAGACGGCCGUGGAGCUCAGCGC